UUGAUUUUCUUAAAGUGUACGACAUCGUCUAAUUUACUUCCUUAUUUAUAAUGGAGAAGUUCUGGAAUUCUUUCAGAAGAAGAAAGAAAAAUAAGCAUAAAGAUGAUAAUAAUUACAGACCAGAGACCGCAGGUAGUGUUUCCACUGAAGUUCGAGUUGUUGUGACAGGGGCAGAAGCUCAAUCGAGAAUCAAUUCGCUGAAGGCAUGUGCAAAGAAACUUGAAAAGAAAUUAAAGAAAGAGGGGUCAGGGAAAAGAAGUCCUGUCAAUGAUUAUAGAGAUGAGUACAGCAGUUUACGUGAACAAAUGGAACAAGUUAAACAGUGUUUCCAGUGUCCUGAUGAGGAUGAAUAUGGGAGAGAUGAGGACGCUGGAGGUUUCAAAAGACCGAGAACAAGUCCUCCUUCACAUUCUACAAUAGCAACAGUACACAAUAACGAACGUGAACCUAUUGCGGAUUAUACGUACAAUCAUAGUCGGACAAAUGAAAGAAUAGACAACUCACGUGUACCAUUUCACCGUUCGCACAGUGUAGAUGAUAGAAAGCAAAAGAAAACAGAUUAUAGAAUGCAAGAAGAAUUGAAAGUACGAGAACAGGCAAAUGAAAGACUUCAACGUGAUUUACAAAACUAUAAGGAUCAAUUACAGCAAUAUAAAGACGAUCUUAAAAGGAGCAAAAGAGAUCUGGACACAGAAAUCAAAGCAAGAGAAGAGGCACAAAACAGAUUGAGUGAAAUGAUGGGAAAACAGCUGAAAAAUAACAAUCCUGCAAUUACAGACCUAAGUGAUCCAGACAGACCAUUAAGUCUGGUAGAGAAAUUCUCUAAUGUAUAUGAUAAUGAAUGGACGGACACAAUUGAAGAAAUAGAGCAAGUGACAGGAAAUGAGAGAACAGCAACAAAAAUACUGCUCACUGUUGUAAUAGACACAUACUCAGAAUGUUUCGAUCUACGACAUAAAGGAAAUUGUGUACUGGAACUAAAAAACAGUAGUGCUACUGUGCAACAAAAGGUCAAUGAAAUAGCAGAUGAAUAUAAAAUUCAACUGAAAAAAAUGAAAACCAAUCAGUUACAAUCUCUCAAACAGGUAAAAUAUACGAUUACAUCUGUUGUAUUAACAUUGUAA
Mytilus californianus (California mussel) is the source of this 1124-nucleotide messenger RNA. RefSeq lists its product as uncharacterized. Bases 51 to 1124 code for a protein of 357 amino acids. The record is from RefSeq and is a predicted model, not a curated record. NCBI's taxonomy places the organism in Eukaryota, Metazoa, Mollusca, Bivalvia, Mytilida, Mytilidae. The transcript has 12 exons.